Molecule: messenger RNA, 2383 nt
Organism: Actinia tenebrosa (Australian red waratah sea anemone)
Lineage: Eukaryota; Metazoa; Cnidaria; Anthozoa; Actiniaria; Actiniidae
Product: bis(5'-adenosyl)-triphosphatase ENPP4
Source: RefSeq, a predicted model, not a curated record
UGUCAUGGCGGAAAGUUAUAGACAAUCCUAAACCAAACAUACCAGUUCGCCAUGAAACAAGCCAUAAAAUCAAUUAUAAUAUUAACUUUGCUCAUAUUACUAUUAUGUAAUUCACUUGGUGCCAAGAUUAACUCAAAAUCUACGGUUUUACUCAUUUCUUUCGAUGGAUUUCGCUGGGACUACAUGGAUAAAACUGAAACUCCUAACUUUGAUUCCAUCGUUAAAACUGGUGUCAAAGCUAAGUACGUUAAAAAUGCCUUCGUUACAAAGACCUUCCCUAAUCAUUUUACAAUAGUGACGGGUCUUUAUGAAGAAAGCCAUGGCAUUGUAGCUAACACUAUGUAUGACCCUGAAUUCAAAUCCUGGUUUUAUUUGAACAACACUGAACCAAGGUGGUGGAAUGGUGGUGAACCAGUUUGGAUCACGAACCAAAACUCAGGAGGCACAAGUGGAACUGUAUUCUGGCCUGGUUCGAACGUUGAAAUAAGAGGCCAAUAUCCGACAUAUUAUCUGAAAUACGACCAUAAUUUGYCCUAUAGAGACAGAGUAGAUAAAGUCGUCGAUUUGCUUACCAAAAAAAWUCCACCGACAUUAUUAACAUUAUACUUUGAAGAACCAGAUCAUUCAGGUCAUACAUAUGGACCAGAAUCAAAAGAGGUUGUUAAAGCUAUUCGUACUGCAGAUAAUGUCACUGGGUAUUUAAUAAACCAUCUUAAAGCAAAAGGACUUUUUGACAAGAUCAAUAUAAUCAUAACCAGUGACCAUGGAAUGACUGAAAUAUCUGUAAACAAUACAGUAUAUUUACAAGAUUAUGUACCUUCAGAAUGGUAUGUCCCUAUAACAGCAAAAGAAUGGGAUUCAUUUACUUUAAUAAAACCAAAAAAUGGCUAUAAAGAAAAUAUAUACAACCGUCUGAAAAACGUCUCUCACAUCAAAGUUUACAAAAAAGAAGCCAUUCCUAUGGAAUAUCAUUAUACCAACAACAGACGUAUUAUGCCUAUACUAGUAGUUGGGGAAGAAGGCUGGAGUGUAGCUUUGUCCAGGAAAGUCAAGUUCAAAGACAAGGGUAACCAUGGGUAUAGUAACAAGUAUGAAUCAAUGCAUCCUUUUUUUAUUGCUCAUGGGCCAGCUUUCAAAAGUGGAUAUUUAUCAGAACCUUUCAAAAAUGUAGAYAUUUAUCCCUUGAUGUGCCAUAUUCUGGGUAUUAAACCAGCASCAAAUAAUGGUUCUCUGGCGGACGUGCAGCAGCUGUUACGGAAUGAGAUACAAACAGAUGGCAAUUUUAUGGUAUUUACCGAGACGCGUGUCUUCGAGCGACGAGUGGCAUUUUUCACCAUCAGUCCAAUGAUUACCACAAAAAAGAAGAUGCGUGUUGCCUUCAUCGUUUGAAUGGAGCUUCUUGAUUUUCAGUUAACCAGUAAGUUUACCUACGACCAGUCAAAAAACGACACCUUGGGUUUCUAAUACUCACCCAAAAUUGUAAAAACUUUGUUUUGCAUUGGAGUGAUCGAGUUAUCAAAGAAAAAAAAUCGAUCAUUUGUAUUAUAGCACCAAGGAGAUAUAAGAGAUUGUAAACCCUAAGGAGAUCGAGAAUGUCUUCUAAGAUCGAAUAGGAUUGGAAGUAAUAUUGUUUUGCCGUGAGUUUUUUUUUUGCCGGCGCCGUAGGUCAAUUUKUUUUUAAUGUGUAACCGUUAGUCAUUAUCAAAAUGUCAUUGCAUCAACCAGUUUAUUGCUUCCUUGUCACCUUUGUAAUCAAAAACUGUUUACACCAAAUUAGUAAUCACAAUUAUACAAAGAAGAAAAUAAGAAAGUGAAGGAAAGUGCUGCAAAAGAACAUGAAAAAACCAGUUGYAAUGAUUACCUCUAUCGACGGAGCCUUUGAAAAUGAACUCAAUCCUCUUGAAACCGUAUCGAUUGAAUGAAGAGAAUGGACCUUCAAUAGCAGAACUUCUUUCAUAGUAAAUURUUAAUAAGGAAUUUGGAACUCAAUUGUAGGUACUAAUUAUAAAGACCAUGUUUUCUAAAUGAACAACCAUAAAGAGCAAACUACUGCAAGGAUAGAGCAAGUAGAAAAUAAGUGAUGCGAAAAAUAGAAGGAAUGCGAAUCGGACUGAUAGAAAUUUUWAAAAUGUUUUAGUAAACUUUUCAAUUAUUUAACUAAAGCAAGUGAACCAUGGAUGCCAUAUGUUUAUGGCAGCCAUUGAUUAUUAACACUAAAAACUAUUAUUAAGAAAAGCAAGCAAAAAUGUGUAUUUUUGGAAAAUAUGUUCGCUAUAUAUUCAGCAGAAUUCCAAUGACGUUAUUCGUAGUCAAAGAGAUUUUUAUUAACUGAUGGUUCUACAUUUUCUUUUACAUUUUUACCAAAACAAACAAGCUACAAAUA